UUACAGAGUGUGCGGCGUGGACAAGUGUGGAGACUGCGUGGACAGGGGGACACUGGGAGACUCAGGACGACACAGGAGGGAACUAGAGGACUCGGGAGGAAACGAGAGGACUUAGGAGAGGACCCACCGAAAGUCCCCGCGAAGCCGUGCGUGGGCUUGAUGAAUUGAGCAUCGGGACAGCGCUCAUCACGCACGUACUCAACGCGAACGCGCCCGUUGAUUCAGCACGCGUGCGGCACAUUCGGUACGUGUGGAUCGUGAUCUCACAGACAGUGACGUCAGCUGUGAUGGCCAAACUCCAGGGCUUUGAGUUCUGGAGUAAGACCCUGAAAGAAGCCCGCUUUGUGGUGGCCCCCAUGGUGGACCAGAGCGAGCUGGCCUGGCGCCUGCUGAGCCGCCGUCAUGGGGCCCAGCUCUGCUACACCCCCAUGCUGCACGCUCAGGUAUUUGUGCGUGACACCAACUACAGGAGAGCUAAUCUCUACAGUGAGAUUUGCAAGGAGGACAGACCUCUCAUCACUCAGUUUUGCGCCAACGAUCCAGAAGUGUUCAUUCAGGCGGCCCUGCUGGCCCAGGACCAUUGCGACGCCAUCGACCUCAACCUAGGUUGUCCUCAGAUGAUUGCUAAGAGAGGGCACUAUGGAGUCUUCUUGCAAGAUGAAUGGGAGCUGUUGGAGAAAAUGAUCAGGUUAGCCAAUGAAAAGCUCUCGGUGCCCAUCACAUGUAAGAUCCGUGUGUUCAAUGAGAUGGAAAAGACAGUGUCCUACGCCCAGAUGCUGGAGAAAGCUGGAUGUCAGCUGCUCACAAUACAUGGCAGAACCAAAGACCAGAAAGGACCCAUGACUGGAAUCGCUAGCUGGGAGCACAUCACGGCAGUGCGGAAGGCAGUUAAUAUUCCGGUGUUUGCUAAUGGAAACAUUCAGUACCUGAGUGAUGUGGAGCACUGCAUUCAGGAGACGGGGGUUCAGGGUGUUAUGAGCGCAGAGGGGAACCUCCAUAACCCUGCACUAUUUGAGGGCAACAGCCCCCCUGUGUGGGAGAUGGCUGAGGAGUAUCUGGAGCUGGUAAAGCAGUAUCCUCCCUGCACUCUGUCCUAUGUACGAGCCCACCUCUUCAAGCUGUGGCACCACACGCUACAGAUACACCAGGACCUGAGGGAGGAGUUGGGCAUGGUGAAGAACGUCGAAAGUUUAGCCGAUGUCAGCAAAAGGUUGAGGCUGCGCUGUCAGGAGGAGAUAGCCAAAGGAAAGGAUGUGGAAGAGAAGGAGGGCAGCCUGCCCUUCCCCCACUGGGUCUGCCAGCCAUACGUUAGACCAGUGCCAAAGGACCCAGAUGCCAAUGGUAACAGCCAGGGUUCAGAGGUGAAGAAGACAGUAUGUCAGAAAAGGGUGCUGGAGGUCUCUGAUGGGUCCACUGACACACUCUCCAAAAACAAGCAGAAAAGGAUAACCCGUAACCCCAGGAAGAAGUUCGGUCACGAGCAUAGACCCAAGUACAUCAAAUGUGAAGAGUGUGGAGACCCAAAGGGAAAUAAGUGUGUCUUCAACCUGUGUCGAGGCUGCUGUAAGAAAAAGGCCUACAAGGAGGUGGCAGACUGUCCAGGUCAUGGGCUGAGGUUCAAGACCAAGGCAGAGAAACGGAAAGCUGACGAGAACAACGGGAAGGACGCCUCCGAGACGGAGAGAAGCUGCAGCUCCCCUCAGCCUGUCCCCGAGACGGAGAGAAGCAGCAGCUCCCCUCAGCCUGUCCCCGAGACGGAGAGAAGCAGCAGCUCCCCUCAGCCUGUCUCACAGCCGAGUACAGAGCUGCAGGAGCAGUCCCAGGCUCAUCUACCGCUAUGAGCAGGACUAAAGCUACCUCCACAUGCACAGACCGAUUCUGAGGUGUCACAUGUAGAAGUCUUCAGUUCAGAUGUUCAUUAUCUGUGUGAGACAUAGAUUUUCGAUGUUAGUGUGUGCAUGUAGAGGUACAAAACGAUAAGUCUCACAAUUAUUCUCCAGAACUGUCUGUAUCGCACUGAUGCUGAAUUAUGGACACUGAUCAGUAGACCAAAAACAUAAAGUAAAGGAAUAUUUUUUCAUUGGAUGUGGAUUUCCAGGACAAAUUAUAAGCUCGGUAUUUGUUUGGCAGGUAAGUUGGGAGAUUUCUCUACCAACUGUCAUUUUAUUUUUUAAGUUAGAUUUUAUGCGGAUAAUGUUUGGACAUUAUUUUUGCCAAAUCUGUUACUAAGCCACCAAAGAUUCCAUAACUUUCUGACUGAAUGGAAUUUGUUUUUGCGUUCAUUUAAGGUUAUGAAUGUGGUUGCGUUCUUCAACUGAUGAGUUAAACUAUUUAUUUUGGGUUUUAGGUUUGCCUGUAGUGCUUUGACCAUAUGUGCCUUUUGGAUGUGAAAUACCACUGCCUAUUCAGAUAAGAACUUAGGAGAACACCAUCUGGUGCCGUGCAAGACGAGCUCAGUGACUACACAGUCCUGGAUCUGCUAGGAACAUAAUAUUUUUGGCAAAUGGUUUUCUUCUUUUAUAUACAUUUUUCUUGAUGAAAAGACUGGUGCUGACCUUGACUUGGUACGGACAAUAUGUACAUAGAAAAAAUGUAUGUAUAAAGUUGGCAUCAGUCCAAUCAUCUUACUCCGGACAAAGUAUUUUCCCCAAUUAUGAAACUCCCUUUAACCCAAGACUAUAACUGAAUUUGUCAGAUAUGUGAGACUCAUUCCCCAAAUCUUCUGUAUGAUGUUCUUAAAAUUUGUUGGGGGUUUGAGUGAAUCCUUUUUUUAAUGCUUUUAAUUUAACAUUGCCUUCAUAAGGUUUCAAUAUUGCUGGCUAGGCAUCAUUUUCAUGGCGGUACCAGUCUGUUCAUCUCGCUGUCAAAUGAAAAGUUAUUCUUUAGCUAACAAUGUCAACCUAAAAUCUCACUGUCGAAGAUCCAUCCAACAAAUUAAUGAAUCUACUUGAGAGUUGCUGUUGCCUGAUAAAACUUAACUACAACAUUUAGCUGGUAAGCUUUAUAUUAGCCUGGUUAAACUAAACAACACAGACGGUCUUGUAGGACCAGAUUGUCGCUUGAAACGGGAAGAGACUGCAGUUCUUCAACCACAAGUAGACGUAAACCUCUGAAGUCUCUAACAGAAGAUGAAAUUGGUAAUAAAAAAAGCAGUUUCAUAACGUGAUUGUUAAUAAAUACAGGAUGAAAAGUUAAUGAAAAUGAGAUCUGAAGUAGCAUGGGUCUUGUUGGAGAGUAAGGAGAACCAGGAUCAACAUUGGUUGAUAAAACCUUUAGGCUUAAUGGUUAGAAAUAAUACAGUAAUGUUUUAUUUACAUGAGCCAGAAUCCAACACAUUUACAUCACAGGUUGUGUGGAUGAAAUGGUUCUCGGGUCAUCUGACACAGCUUUGGGGGAAUGUCCGACAGAAAAAAAUAACAUUGAGAAUAUGAAGUUGUUGGUUAGAGAUGAUAUCUGUUUUUUCAAAUCAAAUCCACUCUUAACAGUCCUUCCAACUUUCAAGAAAAUGUGUUCUAUUGUUUUUGCAUAUUCCUGCUGACAGAGAAAAAUGGCUAUGAAAAUGUUACCGCCUUGGUGGAGGUUAUUGGACAAAUAAAAAAUUGCUCCUUCACACAUCUGUGUCAGCAUGAAAUCUC
This is a messenger RNA of Limanda limanda (common dab), 3635 nucleotides long. RefSeq names its product dihydrouridine synthase 1-like (S. cerevisiae) (gene dus1l). Gene Ontology annotation, molecular function: tRNA dihydrouridine synthase activity. The record is from RefSeq and is a predicted model, not a curated record. The transcript is spliced from 14 exons. Bases 288 to 1841 code for a protein of 517 amino acids. Lineage: Eukaryota; Metazoa; Chordata; Actinopteri; Pleuronectiformes; Pleuronectidae.